Talpa occidentalis (Iberian mole) is the source of this 3843-nucleotide messenger RNA. It is a transcript of the gene FRMPD2, whose product is annotated as FERM and PDZ domain containing 2. The transcript has 26 exons. Bases 1 to 3843 code for a protein of 1280 amino acids. The record is from RefSeq and is a predicted model, not a curated record. Gene Ontology annotation, cellular component: cytoskeleton. Gene Ontology annotation, molecular function: protein binding. NCBI's taxonomy places the organism in Eukaryota, Metazoa, Chordata, Mammalia, Eulipotyphla, Talpidae.
AUGUGUGUCUUUGUAGGCAUGAUCCUGGCUUCUGUGACCCUGGCCAGUGCCCUACAAGUAAAGGGCAAAGCUCUGUCUGAAGAGGAAAUCUGGUCCCUCUUGUCCCUGGCUGCUGAGCGGCUCCUGGAAGACCUUUGUGAUGAUUCUUCGGACUAUGUGAUCUGUCCCUGGUCAGCUUUGCUUUCUGUGACUGGAAGCCUUUCUUUCCAAGACCAUAUUUCUUAUAUAGAGGCUGCUCCUUUCAAGGCCCCUGAACUGCUGCAAGGACACAGUGACAGUGAGCAGCCUGAUGCCUCUCAGAUGCAUGUCUAUUCUUUAGGAAUGACCCUCUACUGGUCAGCAGGGUUCCAUGUUCCACCCACUCAGCCUCUGCAGCUCCGAGAGCCCUUGCACACUGUGCUGCUGAACAUGUGUGAAGACCAGCCUCACAGGCGGCUGCCACUGCUGUCAGUACUGGAAGCUUGUCGGGUUCAUCGGGAAGAAGUGGCUAUAUAUCCAGCCUCUGCCAACCUCCAUGUCAGACAUCUGGUCGGCUUGGUUCUGGGCACCAUCUCUGAGGUGGAGAGGGCUGUUAUGGAAGAGCGCUCCCCUGUGCAUCAGGACAGAAGUCACCUGCUCAGGAAUAGGCUGCACGAGGCGAGCUGUAAGAGCCCAGCUCUAUGGGCCCUGAUGGGUCUGCAUCCCUGGGGAGAGAGAAGCACAAAGACCCAGAGCUCCUUGGAGCCAUGCCCCAGCACCUCAGCACAUGGUCCCUGCAGCCUCUCUGUUAGCAGUGCUCUUCCAGUUGAAGUUCCCCAGGACCUGCAGGAAGGCCAGCUGCUCGGCUCUGGAUCUGGAUCUGCUCUCUCUCUGGCAGUAGAAAACUCUCUGUCUGCAACUCCAUUUCAAAGGAACUUUCUGCAAAGAAAGGGAAAGUUCUCUAGACCAGAGUUUGUCCUGCUGGCAGGAGAGGCCCCAGUGACUUUGCAUCUGCCUGGAUCAAUUGUGACCAAAAUUAGGAAAUCCUAUUUGGCUCUCAGGAACCUCUAUGUGGUUCUGCUGAAUGGGCAGUGUCUGGAGGUGAAAUGUGACAUCACAUCGACAGUAGGAGCAGUCUUCAAUGCCAUCAUGUCUGUCGCCAACCUUGGGGAACCCACCUACUUUGGACUGGCUUACAUGAAAGGCCAAGAGUUCUUUUUCUUGGACAACGAAACCAGGUUGGGCAAAAUAGCCCCCGAAGGCUGGAGUGAGAAACCCCAGAAGAAGGCCUCCUUGGAUACCUUCACACUCUUUCUGAGGAUAAAGUUCUUUGUCAGUCACUGUGAGCUGCUCCAGCAGAGCCAGACAAGACAUCAGUAUUACCUACAGCUUCGGAAAGACAUCCUGGCAGACAUGCUAUACUGCAACAAUGAGACGCUGCUGCAGCUGGGGGUCCUUGCCUUGCAGGCUGAGUUUGGCAGUUACCCUGAGGAGCCAGUAGAAAACAGAGCUUAUUUUCGAGUUGAAGAUUACAUCCCAGCAAGUCUGAUUGAGAGAAUGACUGCCCUUCGGGUGCAAGUCCAGAUCUCAGAGAUGCACCGUCUCAGUCCUGUGCUCUGGGGAGAAGAUGCCGAGCUGGAGUUCUUGAGGGUCACACAGCAGCUCCCAGAAUAUGGUGUGCUGGUUCACCGAGUUCUCCCAGAGAAGACCAGGCCAGAAUGGGAGAUAGCCUUGGGGAUCUGCGCCAAGGGUGUAAUAGUAUAUGAAACGAAAAAUGACAGCAGAAUCGCAACCUUAUAUUUUCAGUGGAGAGAAAUUAGGAAGAUUUCAACUUAUCGAAAGAAGCUCAUCAUCACAAGCAGCAUCACGGGAAAAAAGCACUCAUUUGUCACGGAUUCUACCAAAACUUGUAAAUAUUUACUGGGCCUCUGUUCUGCCCAAUACCUGUUUAAUGCUCAGACAAGCUCUCCCCAAGUUGCAACUGACUAUGAUAAGUGUGUGCAAAUGGCCGAUUUGAGUCGUGCACAACAGGCCCAACCCAAGCCUCUCACUUGGAUUCAGAGAUUGUCAUGCACAGAAAAUGCACUGUUUGAACCGAGGUUGGAGGACACCACAGGAGGCCUUCUGUGCAUGUCACUGGAUAACGUGCAAACUGGCAAAGAGACAGGGGCAGAAGGAAUGAGAGGCAGCCCAUGCAUUGGCCGGGAGCAGUUGGAGAGUAUCUCUUUGAUCCAGAAGCCAAAGACUUGUCACCCUGUCUCUGAGCCACCUAUUCAGAGGUCACAAAAUAACAGGAGGAAGAGCUUUUCAGCCAAAGCCAGUCAAGAAAUUGUGCAAGUGACACUGAACCAGGAUCCAAGUUGUGGUUUUGACAGCCUGAGCAAUGGGCACCAGGAAAGUUUUCUGUCACACACAAGAGACCAUGAGAGAAACAGUGAAGAACUUGAAAUGGCUGGGACUCAGAGUUUAAUGCCCAGGUCGGGGCCUCAGGUCUCCUUUCUGCCAUUAAAGGGUCCUGGGUCUUGUCCUCCAGCACCUUCAGAAACUAAUGCCAGUGAAAUCUACUUUGUAGAACUGGUUAAAGAAGAUGACACACUUGGAUUCAGCGUGACUGGUGGCAUUAACACAAGUGUGCUCCAUGGUGGUAUCUAUGUGAAAUCCAUUGUUCCUGGAGGGCCGGCUGCCAAGGAAGGGCAGAUCCUGCAGGGUGACCAGCUCUUGCAGGUGGAUGGAGUGAGUCUGUGUGGCCUCACCCACAAGCAGGCCGUGCAGUGCCUCAAGGGUUCUGGACAGGUUGCAAGACUGGUCUUACAGAGGAGAGGCCCCAGGACUGCACAGCAGUGUCCUGCUAAUGACAGGAUAGGAGAUGAAUGCACAACUGUUUCCUUGGCAACAGCCUUGCCUGGCAGGCCCCUGAGCUGUGUCUCAGCGACAGAUGGUCCUAAGUUUGAAGUCAAACUGAGAAAGAAUGCCAGUGGCCUGGGAUUCAGCUUUGUGCAGAUGGAGAGAGAAAGCUGUGGCCAUCUCAAGAACCAUCUUGUGAGAAUCAAAAGGCUCUUCCCAGGGCAGCCAGCUGAGGAGAAUGGGGCCAUCGCAGCUGGUGACAUCAUCCUGGCUGUGAACGGAAGGCCUACAGAAGGCCUCGUCUUCCAGGAAGUGCUGCAUUUACUUCGGGGGACCCCACAGGAAGUCACACUGCUACUCUGCAGACCUCCUCCAGGUGCACUGCCUGAAAUAGACCAGGGAUGGCAGACACCCGUGCUCUCAGCAGACAAAGAAUUCAACAGGGCAACAUGCACUGAUUCAGAGCGGAGCUCCAGCCUGGAUCAAGAAGACAGCCAAAGGGGCUGUGCCAUUCCAGGCACAGGGGAGGGCCUGGGUCACAGGCCACAGUCUUGCCAAAAGGCUACCAGAGAAGCACAAUGGGAUCAAGAGCCAGAGAGACCCUGGACCACUUAUCUGAUGCAUCCUCAGGAUCCCCACCCUCACUUAUGCAAAUUUCGAGAAAUGGAUGCAUUAGCAUUGGCUACCUCUUUGGAAAAGGAUAUGAGGCAAAACUGCUACUCAGUUUGCGAUAUCAGGAGACUUGACAGUCCUGAGUUGAACAGGGAUGUUGAGGAAGCUGACAUGUGCCAUCCACUUGAAGCCCCUUCACCUACCAUGGCAGCCGAAGCAUAUCUUACCAUUUAUUCUACAACAGAAGGCCAACUACCUUGUGGAGAAUGUUUGGAGGCAGAUUCAGCGACCAUUCCUUUGCCACAGUUCUGCUCCUGGGGUUAUUUCUCAAAGUCUUUGCCUCCAGAAGAGUCCCAUGAUAAUGAGAGUGAAUGGGAAGACCUAGAGGAGGCCAUGGAUGCAGAUGAUGAUGUCCUCAGGUUUGUCUGA